This is a messenger RNA of Juglans microcarpa x Juglans regia, 1210 nucleotides long. RefSeq names its product chloroplast envelope quinone oxidoreductase homolog. The record is from RefSeq and is a predicted model, not a curated record. The transcript has 4 exons. Lineage: Eukaryota; Viridiplantae; Streptophyta; Magnoliopsida; Fagales; Juglandaceae. Bases 133 to 1143 code for a protein of 336 amino acids. Gene Ontology annotation, molecular function: oxidoreductase activity.
GGCAAAAUCGCACAAUUUCAGACGCUCUCUCGCUAAUGGUUGCCAUAGAGCCACACCUCCCUUGCAUUUCCACACUUGUUUUCCUGGACCUCGCACCCACUCUUUAAGUCUUUAAUCCUUUGAGCUGCGGACAUGUCUCUUGAUCCUAUCAAAAUGGCAGGGAAGCUAAUGAAGGCAGUUCAGUAUAAUGCCUACGGUGGCGGACCAGAUGGCUUACAGCAUGUUGAAGUGCCAGUUCCCACUCCCAAUAAAGAUGAGGUCUUGUUGAGAGUAGAAGCAGCUAGUCUCAAUCCAUUUGAUUGGAAAGUUCAGAAAGGCAUGCUGCGGCCUUUUCUUCCUAGCAAGUUCCCUCACAUACCAGCUUCUGAUGUGGCAGGUGAGGUUAUAGAGGUUGGACCGGGAGCCAAAAACUUCAAAGUUGGUGAUAAAAUUGUAGCUAUGACUAACCCCAGGAAUGGCGGUGGACUGGCGGAGUUUGCUGUGACCAAGGAAAGCUUGACAGUUGCAAGACCACCUGGAGUUUCAGCAGCCAAUGUCGUCGGUCUCCCGGUUGCAGGAUUGACAGCUCACCAGGCUCUCACUCAAUCUGCUGGCAUCAAGCUUGAUGGAAGUGACAAGAAGGCAAACAUUCUGAUAACUGCUGCUUCAGGUGGAGUGGGCCACUACGCGGUUCAACUGGCUAAGCUGGGAAAUGCACAUGUGACUGCUACUUGUGGUGCCCGCAACAUUAAUCUUGUCAAGAGAUUAGGGGCUGAUGAGGUUCUUGACUACAAGACCCCAGAUGGGGCAGCUCUAAAGAGCCCAUCUGGUCGAAAAUAUGAUGCAGUUAUUCAUUGUGCAACCGGCAUUCCUUGGUCUACUUUUGAACCUAAUUUGAGCCCAACUGGAAAGGUGAUUGAUAUUACUCCUGCUCCUAGUUCCCUCAUCACAUUUGCCCUGAAGAAACUUACUUUCUCCAAGAAGCAGCUGGUGCCACUGAUCUUGUUUCCAAAGGGUGAGAACCUCCUUUAUCUUGUUAACCUGGUCAAGGAAGGGAAGCUCAAGACAGUGAUUGACUCAAAAUAUCCCUUGGCCAAGGCUGAAGGGGCUUGGGCUAAGAGUAUUGACGGCCAUGCCACUGGGAAGAUUAUUGUUGAGCCUUAAAGUAAAUAUAAUGGGACCUGGAAUUGCUGAUCUUGAUGUAAUUAAAUGAGAAACAUUGUUUACUUUA